Messenger RNA from Gymnodraco acuticeps, 2523 nucleotides. RefSeq names its product basic proline-rich protein-like. The transcript is spliced from 2 exons. The record is from RefSeq and is a predicted model, not a curated record. Lineage: Eukaryota; Metazoa; Chordata; Actinopteri; Perciformes; Bathydraconidae. The annotation marks the transcript as partial.
GUGGAGGAAAAUCUGCAGAGGAGGCUGGGGGCGGUGGUAGAAAAACACAGAGACAUUGAACGCACCACGAACAGCGGCUCAUCUCAGGCAGCGACCCGGAAUACCGGCACCAUCUCCCGGUGUUUGUCCCGGAUCUCUCUGCUGCACGAGACUCUGAAGAAGCUGCACGGGACUCGCCAGACUCCUCCAGAUGCCCCCCGCCCCGCCCUGCAGACUCCUCCAGAUGCCCCCCGCCCCGCCCUGCAGACUCCUCCAGAUGCCCCCCGCCCCGCCCUGCAGACUCUCCAGAUGCCCCCCCGCCCCGCCCUGCAGACUCGUCCAGAUGCCCCCCGCCCCGCCCUGCAGACUCGUCCAGAUGCCCCCCGCCCCGCCCUACAGACUCCUCCAGAUGCCCCCCGCCCCGCCCUGCAGACUCCUCCAGAUGCCCCCCGCCCCGCCCUGCAGACUCCUCCAGAUGCCCCCCGCCCCGCCCUGCAGACUCCUCCAGAUGCCCCCCCGCCCCGCCCUGCAGACUCCUCCAGAUGCCCCCCGCCCCGCCCUGCAGACUCCUCCAGAUGCCCCCCGCCCCGCCCUGCAGACUCGUCCAGAUGCCCCCCGCCCCGCCCUGCAGACUCCUCCAGAUGCCCCCCCGCCCCGCCCUGCAGACUCCUCCAGAUGCCCCCCGCCCCGCCCUACAGACUCCUCCAGAUGCCCCCCGCCCCGCCCUACAGACUCCUCCAGAUGCCCCCCCCCCCCGCCCUGCAGACUCCUCCAGAUGCCCCCCGCCCCGCCCUGCAGACUCCUCCAGAUGCCCCCCGCCCCGCCCUACAGACUCCUCCAGAUGUCCCCCGCCCCGCCCUACAGACUCCUCCAGAUGUCCCCCGCCCCGCCCUACAGACUCCUCCAGAUGCCCCCCGCCCCGCCCUGCAGACUCCUCCAGAUGCCCCCGCCCCGCCCUGCAGACUCCUCCAGAUGCCCCCCGCCCCGCCCUGCAGACUCCUCCAGAUGCCCCCCGCCCCGCCCUGCAGACUCCUCCAGAUGCCCCCCGCCCCGCCCUGCAGACUCCUCCAGAUGCCCCCCCGCCCCGCCCUGCAGACUCCUCCAGAUGCCCCCGCCCCGCCCUACAGACUCCUCCAGAUGCCCCCCGCCCCGCCCUGCAGACUCCUCCAGAUGCCCCCCGCCCCGCCCUGCAGACUCCUCCAGAUGCCCCCCGCCCCGCCCCUGCAGACUCCUCCAGAUGCCCCCCGCCCCCGCCCUGCAGACUCCUCCAGAUGCCCCCGCCCCGCCCUACAGACUCCUCCAGAUGUCCCCCGCCCCGCCCUGCAGACUCCUCCCAGAUGCCCCCCCGCCCCGCCCUACAGACUCCUCCAGAUGUCCCCCCCGCCCCGCCCUACAGACUCCUCCAGAUGCCCCCCGCCCCGCCCUACAGACUCCUCCAGAUGCCCCCCGCCCCGCCCUACAGACUCCUCCAGAUGCCCCCCGCCCCGCCUACAGACUCCUCCAGAUGCCCCCGCCCCGCCCUGCAGACUCCUCCAGAUGCCCCCCGCCCCGCCCUGCAGACUCCUCCAGAUGCCCCCCGCCCGCCCUGCAGACUCGUCCAGAUGCCCCCCGCCCCGCCCUGCAGACUCCUCCAGAUGCCCCCCGCCCCCGCCCUGCAGACUCCUCCAGAUGCCCCCCGCCCCGCCCUACAGACUCCUCCAGAUGCCCCCCGCCCCGCCCUACAGACUCCUCCAGAUGCCCCCCGCCCCGCCCUGCAGACUCCUCCAGAUGCCCCCCGCCCCGCCCUGCAGACUCCUCCAGAUGCCCCCCGCCCCGCCCUACAGACUCCUCCAGAUGUCCCCCGCCCCGCCCUACAGACUCCUCCAGAUGCCCCCCGCCCCGCCCUACAGACUCCUCCAGAUGCCCCCCCCGCCCCGCCCUGCAGACUCCUCCAGAUGCCCCCCCCCCCCCGCCCUACACACUCCUCCAGAUGCCCCCCGCCCCGCCCUGCAGACUCCUCCAGAUGCCCCCCGCCCCGCCCUGCAGACUCCUCCAGAUGCCCCCCGCCCCGCCCUACAGACUCCUCCAGAUGCCCCCCCGCCCCGCCCUGCAGACUCCUCCAGAUGCCCCCCGCCCCGCCCUACAGACUCCUCCAGAUGCCCCCCGCCCCGCCCUGCAGACUCCUCCAGAUGCCCCCCGCCCCGCCCUGCAGACUCCUCCAGAUGCCCCCCCGCCCCGCCCUGCAGACUCCUCAGAUGCCCCCCGCCCCGCCCUGCAGACUCCUCCAGAUGCCCCCCGCCCCGCCCUACAGACUCCUCCAGAUGUCCCCCCCCCCCGCCCUGCAGACUCCUCCAGAUGCCCCCCGCCCCGCCCUACAGACUCCUCCAGAUGUCCCCCGCCCCGCCCUACAGACUCCUCCAGAUGCCCCCCGCCCCGCCCUACAGACUCCUCCAGAUGCCCCCCGCCCCGCCCUACAGACUCCUCCAGAUGCCCCCCGCCCCGCCCUACAGACUCCUCCAGAUGCCCCCCGCCCCGCCCUGCAGACUCCUCCAGAUGGACAUUUAG